CUGUGGAUGAAAUUUACACGAAUGAAUCAGUGAAAUUCUACUAUUUAUGGUUAUCUUUAUGUUCCAGCAGUUCUUCAGGAUUUAUUCUUUCUUCCUUUAUACAUCCGGAGGGGUUGGCGCUGCUAACGCGCGCGACUUUUCAAAGUGGGCGAGUCCAUGUGACGAGGAUGUUCAGCAGGCUAGUUAGCCAGCUAGCUUAGCUUAGGAUUUUUACAGUUACCGUGCAGUGCAACAUGUCGAUUGAUUUUGACAGCGCUGCUCUUCAGACUCAGCAUGAUGAGGAAGAAUACGACCAGGAAGACUUUGCAAGAGAGCAAGAGCUGCACAAGCUGCUCACAGACCUGCCAGAUGACAUGCUGGAAGACAGCAGAGACUCCUCCUCCCCUGAGCUGGAGAGCUCUACCUACAGCCGUAAAAACACCGGCAACAGCCCUCAGCCAAAGUGGAACCAGGAUUGGUCUGAUCAUGUACAGCCAACGUCUCAUGCACAGGCCUCUGAAGUUGGCUCACAUGAUGAGUACGUCUAUGAGGAUGGUCCUGGGUAUCCUAACGGACAUCUGAGUCACCCUCCUAAUCCAUUACUGCCUCACGGAUGGAACCGGGAUCAUCACUUUGUUCAGGAAAAUCAAACACGCACAAACAUGGACUCAGAUGAUUACGCAGAGACCGGGGAUUAUCCUGCAGAGUGUGAGCCCAUGUUGUAUCCUGAAAGCACCAAAAACCAUGUGGAUUAUAACGGAGACGGAGGCUACAGCAAUCACCAUGGGGACCACGGCAGCAGAAGCCAUUUCCAGUUGCAAACUGCCAAUAGGGAGCAGGUCGCCCAGCUGCAGGUUUUAAACAAAGGUCAACAGAGGCAAAUAGAGGACUUGGAGCGGAAACUGGAGGAUUCACGCCGUAAUAUGAGAUACAUCGAGCAUCAGUUUGCAAUCGUCAAAGAUGAAAAAGAUGGCCUUGCUGUCAGUUUGAAGGAGUCCAGUCGACUGAUAGAAGAGGCGAAGAAAGGAGAGGUUCAAAUGCAAAACAAGCUGAAGGUGUUGGAGCAGCAGGUACAGAUCCUCAGGGAGAAAGACCAGGAGAACACGAAGAGGCUGAAGGUUGCUGAUGCUGCAGUGGACAGCAUGAAGCAGCAGAUGCUGGAGCUGUGUCGCUCUGACACUCUGUCCAGAACGCGGGAGCAGCACGACAGAGACCUGGCCACCAUGAAGGAGCAGCACCAGGCUGCACUGCUGGCUCUGGAGCAGAAGCUCGACUCUACCUCACAGGCUUUCAAUGACCAAAUUGAUGUCAGUAAGAAGCUUCAACAGCAAGUCAAGCAGCUGGAACGUCAGAGAGAAGAAGAGCAGCUGGAGAGAGCCAGGAUCGUUAAUUCUCUCACCCAGCGCCUGGAGGAGAGUCAGCAGCAAUGUGCCAAGCUGCUGCAGACAAGUCAUUCUGUUCUGAAUCACCUGUCAGAAUCCAAACUGCCCAAGGAAGAAGCUCUGCGGCUGCUGCGCAUGGAAAUGCAGCGCUGCCUGGGUUGUCUGAAGGCGAAGAGACAGAAGAUCAAUCAGCUGCAGGACGAGCUCCAACAAUCUCAGGCUCGGGUCCGCGAGCUGCUGGCCGAGUUGGAGGAAGCGAAGCUCAGCUCUACAGCCAAAGAAACCGACCCGAUGACACACCUGGACAUGACCGAAGGCGCACAGGAAGAGAUGCUGAGGAUGCAGGAGGAGAAACAACACCUGCUGGAAAAAGUCCAGUUACUCGAAACAAAGAAUAAGGAGUUAAAACAGAAUGAGGAAAAGCUGAAAUGUGCCAACUCUGAACUGUGCACCAAAAUGAGGGAAAUGAUCCAAGAACUGGACCAAGAAAAACAGGAAGCUGCUGAAAGGACUGAGCGGAUUAAUCAGCAGUAUAGAGAUGAUGUGGUGAAGCGGGUCAGAACAGAGCUGAUGACGGAGCACAGCGCUGAGCUGGAGCGGCUGACUGCGCAGCACCAGCAGCAGAUUCAGGAGCUGCAAAACCAGCUGUCAGAAGUCAGUGAUAAGAUGCUGGCCGUGCAGGAAUGUUACAUCUCUGUGUGCAACGAGAAGUGUCUCCUGGAGGAAACGAUAAAGAAGAGAGAGAAAGAAGAGAGCAGUAGGACUGCUGGAAAGCUGAGAGGAGAACUGGAGGCUCAGCAUCAGGUCUCAGUGAUGAAGCUUAAAGAAGAAUGGUCCAAGGAGAAAGAGGCUGAAAUCCAGCGGGAAGUGAGCUCUCACGUAGCUUCCACAGACGCCAAAUGGAAGAAGGAACUUCAAAAGAUAGAGACGACCUGGGCUCAGAAGUUGGAGGAGGCUAAGAGGGAGAGAAACUCAGACACUGCUGAGGCGAUGUGCCAAACAGAAGAGCUGGAGGCUAACGGUCACGCCGUUUCUGCUGAGGAGCUGGACGCCCGGCUCGCUGCCCAGAAACAGGAAGCUGACAAAGAGCAACACAAAGCUGUGGAGGAAGCCAAAAAACGAAUCCAGAGAGAGUUGGAAGAGAAACACCUGAACGACAUGGCCAAGCAGGUGGAAGGGGCUGUAACCCGGGCCUACAGCCGCUGGAUUGAGGAUUUGCCUUCCCUACCGGAGCAUCAAACACUUCUCCAAAGAGAAAAGCAGAAAUGGGAAGAGCUGCAGGAAGAAGUCACAAGGCAGAAAGUGUCCCAGGCCCUGAGGGAAGCAGAGGAGGAGCGGCACAAGAAGCAAGUGGAGCAUCCUCAGGAGGAGCUGGCAGCUCUGAAGAGCCAGCUAGAGCAAGCCAGCAGAGAGCAAGCCGCCCUGCUGAAAGCUGAGCUAGCUGCAGCCCGAGCAGCGUGGCACAGAGACAAACAGCAGGAGAUCUCCAUCAUCCAAGCCCAAAACCAGCAAGCAUACCAAACCAAGCUGCUGGAGCAGUGCAAAAACCUGGAGCAGGCUGUGCAGGGAGUCCGAGAAGAUGCUGACCUCCAGAGGAAGGAGCUGCUUCUGCAGAUGGAGGCCAAGCUUCAGCAGGCUCUAAGGACGCGAGAAGAGGAGUGGAGACGCCAGUAUGCAGAGAAGGAGCUGGCCCAACGACAGCAGACGAAGGAACAGUUUCUAUCAGAGCUUCAGGCUGCCGUGGCUGACGUUUCUACACAACUUCUAAGGCCUUCUGGAGCAGAGCUUCAGCAGUCUGAAGAUGGAAGGAGCAGCAGUAGGUCUCCAUCACAAGCAGCAAUCACAAACAUCAUUGAAACCGCAUGUAGAGAAAUGGUGAAGAGGGCAGUAUUGGAGGCUAAGAAGGAGUGGAAGAAAACAAGUGAAGAGAAGCUGAGCAACAUCCUAAAAGAAACACAAGAGAGACACACAAGAGAAGUCCACAAAAUACAAGACUCUUUGUCUCAGAGGAAGGAGCGGUCAUGUUACAUGAAGGAAUGCACCGAAAGCCUCGGGAAGCUGCAGAAGAAGAAUCAGGAGCUCCAGAGACAUUUAGAGAAAGCCUGCCGUCAACUUCAGCACCGCAUCCGUGAACACAAAACCGCCAUUCAGGUUCUUAAAGGUAUGCAUUUUGUAUUCAACACACGCCUCAAAGCCUCGGCUUCUCAUAACAUCACUACAGAAGACCUAAUGGUUAGAAGCUCACAGUGGGAAGCGAAUUUGUUCUUAUCUGUUUUUGUUUAUGUUGUUUUUUUUUCCAAUAGAAAUUCUGACCUCCAGCAAGCCCUCGAGGAGAUGAAGCAGCAAUACCUGAUCACUGUAGAAAAGAUCAGAGGAGACAUGCUGCGUUACCUGCAGGAGAGUCGAGGCCGUGCUGCAGAGAUGAUCCGCAUCGAGGUGCAGAGAGAGAGACAGGACACCGCCAGAAAGAUGAGGCACUAUUAUCUGACCUGUCUACAGGAGUUACUGGAGGACGGGGGGAAAACUACGGGUGCUGAGAAGAAAAUAAUGAGUGCUGCAAGCAAGCUGGCGGCCAUGGCUAAGGUGCUGGAAACUCCUGUUAAAAGUAAAUCCGGAAAGAAUUACGUUUUACAAAGCUGUCAGACGGGUGGAUCCUCUAACGCCGCUGGAGGCCUGCCAGCUGGAGGCGCUGGUUUCAGUACCAACCUGGCGGCACUAAACAAACUUCCUGAUUUGAGGCCAGAGCAGCAACCUGUAAACGCUUCCGUGGAUCCAGGGCUGAAGCCAAACGCAGCAGCUGGAAGCAAACUUUUAAUCCACCAGGACACUUCUGCCCCUCAGGAGGGUUCAGACGCCGCAGGGUCAAAACCCCAAACCUUUAAUACCAUCCCACCUUCCUACAAAUCUCAGCAGACAUCUUCCCAACAGCACAUGGAUUUUGUCGCUUCGUCUUCGACGGGUAAAAUCUCCGACUGGCUUCUGCAAGGAGGCGACUCAAACAAAGCAGUUAGCCGCGCAAAAUCAGCCGGACACAGCCGACCUUUCCUCGUCCAGGAGGCUCCAGUCAGAGAUGAGAAGCAGGCGGACUGGAGCCUGGCUAGCAGUGACUCAGACUCUGGUCCAAACGUAGCCAGAACGUCACACCACCGGAGGAGAGUUGAACCACUGAGGCCUUUGACUGUGAGUGAAAUGGGAGCAUUUGGGGGCCUCACACCAGAUGGUUCAGACCUAACCGUGUAUCAGGAGAUUCCCAAACAGACGCCUAUGACCGAAAAGGAUGCUCAAGCAAAGAGGAGUCUGGUCAGAGAGCCGAUCCCCGGCUCAGAGUGUGAAAACUGGCAGCAGGCUCACUUCAGGGUUCUGUUCGGUGAGCUGAGGGAGCGACAGCAGGACAGCGGGUUCGACAGUCCCACCUACCAGCAGAAAUGAUGAAGGCAGGGAAGAGGCAGCAGCUUCAUAACCUGCGCCUUUAAUUCAUCAUGUUUACAUGUUAUAAAACGUUGAAAACAUCUUCAGCAGUUUUGCCAACCAUGCUUCAUUAAUAGAUAAAUACAUUUUAGGAUAUUU
Messenger RNA from Cyprinodon variegatus (sheepshead minnow), 4928 nucleotides. It is a transcript of the gene cep152, whose product is annotated as centrosomal protein 152kDa. Gene Ontology annotation, cellular component: centrosome. The record is from RefSeq and is a predicted model, not a curated record. The coding region runs from base 234 to 4790 and encodes 1518 amino acids. The transcript has 24 exons. NCBI's taxonomy places the organism in Eukaryota, Metazoa, Chordata, Actinopteri, Cyprinodontiformes, Cyprinodontidae. Gene Ontology annotation, biological process: centriole replication.